GAGAGGAAAAUGGCAGAUCUUUCUGUUCUCGCCUUCUCUUCGAUCGUUGGUGCUGUUGCGCGGUCCUCCGUCUUGGCCGGCUAUCGGCAACAUCCUGGCCUACAACAGAGACUUCGAGACAAGUGUCGCGUGGACUUGAGUUUUGCACUCCAUCGCGGAUGGGCCAUCGAGGGCGCCGUGGGAAGCGAUUUUAAGAUCGACGCCUCCUAUAUCUCGCCCAACGUCAGUGUCGCUAGCAGCAUCGAGCAUGCAACGAGGAAGUAUGGUGUCAGGAUAUUGGUGUCGCAGACAGUCGUUGAGUUGUGUUCCAAAGAGAUCGUAAACAAGUUGCGCAUCAUUGACAAGGUCACCAUCAAGGGCUCUUUGGUUCCACUGGAACUGAGCUGUUUAGAUCUGGACUUCAAGCGAGUUCAGGUGGAAGAAAGCGCAGAUCUGCCAAUCGUGUGGAACUCUCGCUACCGCUUCAAGUCAAGACAUGCCAUUGAGGUCCGAAAGCACCACCUGUGGAAUGACACCUUCUCCAAGGCGCACGUCAUGAAGAAGGAUCCGCAUUUCCAAGAGAUGCGAACCCACUACACGGUGCCCUUUUUGCAGAACUUCAACAUGGGGUAUCAGAACUACUCUCAAGGAGAGUGGCAAGUUGCUAGAAACUUGCUGACCAAGACCCACGGCAUGCUGAGUGAAAAGGAUGGGCCGAGUGGCGCACUCUUGCGAUUUAUGGAAACUCCUUACCAGUUCAAGGCUCCAGAGUGGUGGCGAGGCGUCCAUGCGUUGGAGGAUGAAUUCUGAGCAGGUCCUGGAAAAUGACCCCUGGCAGUUAUGGCGAGGUGAUGCUUUCUGGACUCAGACGCAGCGCAUGAAUUUUCAUGGCAACGAAUGGAUCAAUGGCUUUGGAACUGAUUGAAACCCAAAAUGCAGUUGAUCAUCCCAUAACGGAUCCGGCUGGUGCUGGUAGAAAAUUAUGCUAACAUGACUGGGG
Molecule: messenger RNA, 979 nt
Organism: Cladocopium goreaui
Lineage: Eukaryota; Dinophyceae; Suessiales; Symbiodiniaceae
Source: the annotation of a GenBank genome assembly